AUGGCAUACAACCCUAACCCUAACCCUAAUGGUGCUGGGGAACCUCUCUCUCCUUGUCGGAUUUCAGCCACAUCAAAUACUCAAGAGAAUUAUAGUGACCAGACCUUCUCACCCCUUCCGGCACUUUCAGUUCGAGAUCUUGGUGUCUUGGGCUUGAAGCCCGGAAGAGAGAAUUCGAGGAUGGAAAAGAUUGGGUGUAGGGCACAGACGGCGAGCAUGGAUUCGGCCAUUAAGUCAUCAGAUUUGGUUGUGCGUCGGAGUCUAGAAAUGGAUGAUGAGGAAGAAGCGAUUGGUUCUAAACGACGGAAGAAAGAUGAGGCGUUGCAGCUAUUUGUGAAAUUGGAUAUGGGCGAAAGACGUAGGAGUGAUGAGUUGUGGCCGUUCUUCAUCAAAACAAGUGCAAGUGAGAGACACCAUCUUCAAUCUGAGGUGAUUGAGAUUCGAGCUGGCCCGAUGGAUGACUUGGAUCUUGAGCUUAGGCUCGGUGAUCGGCCUAAGGUGAGGUAG
Magnolia sinica is the source of this 507-nucleotide messenger RNA. RefSeq lists its product as uncharacterized. The transcript has a single exon. NCBI's taxonomy places the organism in Eukaryota, Viridiplantae, Streptophyta, Magnoliopsida, Magnoliales, Magnoliaceae. The record is from RefSeq and is a predicted model, not a curated record. Bases 1 to 507 code for a protein of 168 amino acids.